Molecule: messenger RNA, 3359 nt
Organism: Hippocampus comes (tiger tail seahorse)
Lineage: Eukaryota; Metazoa; Chordata; Actinopteri; Syngnathiformes; Syngnathidae
Gene: git2a
Product: G protein-coupled receptor kinase interacting ArfGAP 2a
Exons: 21
Coding region: 318-2606 (762 amino acids)
Biological process (GO): brain development; regulation of ARF protein signal transduction; regulation of G protein-coupled receptor signaling pathway
Cellular component (GO): synapse
Molecular function (GO): GTPase activator activity; small GTPase binding
Source: RefSeq, a predicted model, not a curated record
UGAAGCUCACUGUGGUGUUGCUGCUGUCUGUCUACCACAGACCGCAGCGCGUCCCAUUAAGCGGGCGUACUGUUGUCGACGGGCCAGGUGCUAAGUCAGCUAACUUUAAGUGACUCGGCAUUCAGUGCUGAAGGAGAAUGGCGUUAUAAUGGUUUACCAAACAGCCUCAAUCGGACGUAGCGUCUCGGUGUUUGGGGUAGCCUUUAAUUGGCUAGCUUUUAGCUAACACGGAAGGCAUCUCCAGGGAUUCAUCAAUGAUCAACGUGCGUACUUCCAAGAUACUGAGCUAAUUUCUGCAAGCAUUUCCGCUGUUUAGAAUGUCCAAACGCAUGAGGAACACGGAGCUGUGUGCAGACUGUUGCGUCCCAGAACCCCGCUGGGCCUCAGUGAACAGAGGGGUGUUGAUUUGUGAUGAGUGCUGCAGUGUUCAUCGAAGUCUGGGCAGACACAGCUCACAAGUCCGUCACCUGACGCACACACCAUGGCCUCCUACACAGCUACAAAUGGUUCAGAUGUUGUACAGCAAUGGCGCUAAUUCAAUUUGGGAGCACUCCCUUCUGGACCCGGCAUCUGUGAUGAGUGGAAAACGCAAGGCCAACCCCCAGGACAAAUUACACCCCAACAAGUCAGAAUUCAUCAAAGCCAAAUAUCAAAUGUUGGCGUUUGUCCACCGAAUGCCUUGUCGGGAGGAUGACAGCUCAACAGCCAAGGAUCUGAGUAAGCAACUUCAUUCAAGUGUUCGCACCGGAAAUCUCGAGACCUGUUUGCGGUUGCUCUCUCUGGGAGCUCAAGCAAACUUUUUUCACCCAGAAAAGGGAAACACUCCCUUGCAUGUGGCAGCAAAGGCAGGACAAGUCUCUCAGGCUGAACUGUUAACUGUUUACGGCGCAGAUCCUGGAGCCCCUGAUAGCAACGGCAAAACGCCCAUUGAUUUUGCGAGGGAGGCGGGCCACCACGACCUGGCAGAUAGACUGGUGGAGAUUCAGUAUGAGCUGACGGAUCGGUUGGCCUUCUACCUGUGUGGGAGAAAACCAGAUCAUAAAACCGGGCAGCACUUCAUCGUUCCUCAAAUGGCUGACAGGAACAUCAGUUUAGAUCUAUCGGAACUGGCCAAGGCAGCAAAGAAGAAGCUACAGUCACUAAGUAAUCAUUUAUUUGAAGAGCUGGCCAUGGAUGUGUAUGAUGAGGUUGACAGGCGAGAGACUGAUGCAGUGUGGCUAGCAACACAGAAUCACAGUGCCCUCGUGACGGAGACAACUGUGGUGCCUUUCCUUCCUGUCAAUCCAGAGUAUUCAUCCACAAGGAAUCAGGGACGCCAGAAACUUGCUCGAUUCAAUGCACACGAAUUUGCAACUCUUGUGAUUGACAUCCUAAGUGAUGCAAGGCGGCGACAGCAAGGGAAUUCAGCAGCCAACUCCAAAGAUAAUGUGGAACUCAUCUUGAAGAACAUGUCUGGCAGGCCAUGCAGUGACAGCCAGGAUAAUGAUCAGCCCGACUACGAUAGUGUAGCGUCCGAUGAGGACACAGACCAAGAGCUUCCUUCAAGUAAAGGAGAUAGGACCAAGAGCCUGGACUCUGACCUCUCUGAUGGCCCGAUCACCAUGCAGGAGUACCUUGAUGUGAAAAACGCUCUCUCAGCCUCCGAGGCCAAAAUUCAGCAUCUCCUGAAAGCCAACAGCAACCUGAGCGAUGAGCUGCGACUGAUGCAGAAAAAGCUGCAAUCUCUGCAAAGUGAGAACACCUCUCUUAGGCGGCAGGUCACAGCCAAUAUCUAUCAGAUCCCCAGCACGUCAGACUAUCCCGACCCCUCCGCUCCUUCAGCCCUGAAACGCCGGCAAUCAGCUCGGGCAAGUCGGCCCAUGAGUAUGUACGAGACCGGCUCGGGCCUGAAGCCUUAUCUCCCUAAAGGGGAAAGUCCUUACCCAGAAGAGGCUAUUCCCACCCUGCAUCCCUUCCCACCUCAUAAGGAAAAGGGCCCUUUUAUGACCGCAUCUUCAUCCCUCCUCUCAUUUCCGUCCACCCUGUCCUGGUCCAAGGAUGAAAGUAAUCUAAAGGCCUCCAAGUUAGAGAAGCAGAGCAGCAUGCCUGAAAGCGACUAUGACAAUGCAUUCAUCGACUCUGAGGUGGACGAUUCCGGUAUGUGCAGGAGAGGGAGACUGAGGAACAGUGGCCGGCUUGGGGAGGGCAGCUCCAUCCCUGAGUUGGAUGACGCAGAGGUGGAGUCGGACGCGACACUUCCCAGCACCGAGGACGUCAUCCGCAAAACCGAGCAGAUCACCAAGAAUAUUCAAGAGCUCUUGCGAGCAGCUCAGGAUAACAAACAUGAGAGCUUCAUACCCUGCUCAGAAAGAAUACAUGUGGCUGUGACAGAAAUGGCUGCACUCUUUCCAAAGAGGCCGCGCUCCGAAACUGUGAGAAGCUCUCUGCGCUUGCUGACUUCCAGUGCGUGCAGGCUUCAGAGCGAAUGCAGGAAGGCGGUGCCACCAGAAGGCUGCCCAGGACCGGACAUGCAGCUCGUCACCCAGCAGGUCAUCCAAUGUGCUUAUGAUAUCGCCAAGGCGGCCAAACAGCUUGUCACCAUCACCACUAAGGAGAACACCAACUGAUAGCGUGGCGACACACUUUGGCUUAUAUUUAGUUUAUUCUGGUUUUGUUUUCAUCUUUGUGGUAUAUGCAUGCCUUCAUUUAUUUAAAAAAAAAUUUUUUUUUGGUCAAUUUGGUACAGAUGGGACUGUUUACCUUCUCUGAGCUUUACAACAAAUACUGUACCCGUAAUAGCACAAUUGAACUUAAGGUGAAAUAAAUGUUCUUUAAAUCCUCUUACGCCAGUAGGAUGAAGCACAGUACUCGGAAAUCCAUCCAAUACCGCAUUGUACUGUAAAUGUUCCCUCAUUAAGGAUAUUCGCAUAUGCAUACGCAUAUUCUCCCCAUGUGUCAGAUUUGCUGCACACUUUUUAGGUCUGCUGCCUGGAUUCUCCCAUUGGCCGAUAUUGAGGGCUGCUGAGAAAAUAAGUGAAAUAUUUUAGAAUAUCAAAUAAAAUGCUGGAGGAGCAUAACUGGACGACAUAGAUUUGUGACGAGGCUAUAGCAACGCCCGUGUAGUGCCAUCCCUGCAACGAUCGGUAUAACUUCCGGAUCCACGACGCAAUUUUCCAAAUGGAUCUCUAUGGAAUUCACGUCUCGUGAAAAUUUCACGAUGCGUAAUUUAGAGCGACCCUCAGAAUUCACCGAAUCAUGCCUCUUUGGUGGUUUGCGCACAAAUUUUCACAUGGGAGGUGUGUCAGAAGUCUGGAUGGGAGAAUCCCCACCCCUAAAAAGUGCACAAGCCAGGCAUGUAAAAUUAAAAACAAAACAAAAAA